Phlebotomus papatasi is the source of this 2406-nucleotide messenger RNA. RefSeq lists its product as uncharacterized. The transcript has 2 exons. The coding region runs from base 1 to 2406 and encodes 801 amino acids. The record is from RefSeq and is a predicted model, not a curated record. Lineage: Eukaryota; Metazoa; Arthropoda; Insecta; Diptera; Psychodidae. Gene Ontology annotation, molecular function: nucleic acid binding; RNA-DNA hybrid ribonuclease activity.
AUGAUGGCACAAAACAAACUCCGAGUGCUGCAGAUAAACCUGCAGCACGCUAAAGCGGCGUCAGCUGUUCUCAAUAGCUGUUUCGCCAAAAAUGCAUUGGAUUUUGCUCUGGUUCAGGAGCCUUGGGUUCUCCAAGGCUGUAUCCGGGGCAUAGGUAGUAGGCAUGGAGCAGACUCUCUAGCUCCAAUUCUAUUAAAGAUCAUGAGAACUAGUCAUGCUUGGGCAUAUAUGCCUAAACCAUGGAGAUUGGGUAACGUAAUCUUUAUUCCUAAGGCAGGUAAAAGGCCGAGAAACAAUCCUAAGUCUUAUCGGCCAAUAAGUCUUACAUCUUUUCUCCUCAAAAUUAUGGAGAAAGUCAUUGAUAGGCAUAUUAGAGACGAUGUUCUACCAUCUAAACCGGUACAUCAAGAUCAACAUGCAUAUCAAGCAGGUAAAUCCACUGAGACCGCUCUUUUCGCUCUUGUAGAUCGAAUCGAGAAGGCUUUGCAAGAUAAAGAAGUGUCUAUAGCGGCUUUCAUAGAUAUUGAAGGCGCUUUUGACAACACAUCUUACGAUCGUAUUCACCGUUGCCUUAACAAUAGGGGCGUUGACUCCACAACUUGUCGAUGGAUAACGACGAUGUUGGGGAGUAGAAGGAUCGUAACACAAUAUUUAGCUCAGACGACAGCUUUUUCUGCAACUAAAGGGUGUCCACAGGGAGGGGUAUUGUCUCCCCUUCUCUGGACACUGGUUGUAGAUGACUUGCUGACGAAGCUAAAUGAACAAGGUGUAGCCGCCCAAGGCUAUGCGGAUGAUGUGGUUAUUCUAGCAGUAGGGAAGUUUGAAAACACCCUCAUGGAACAGGUCCAGAGAGCUCUUAAUACCACAGGGACUUGGUGCAGAGAGCAGGGACUAAGAAUUAACCCAAAAAAGACAGUAAUAGUCCCAUUCACCAAAAGAAGGAAGCUCCACUUUGAAAGGAUGCCACUUAUGGAUGGUGAAACCAUUGAAAUUUCUAACGAGACCAAUUAUCUAGGAGUAAUCCUUGAUAGCAAACUUGGCUGGAAAUCUCAUUUAAAUAAUGUUAUAAACAAGGCCCAUGCAGCACUUUGGACCUGUAGAAGGUACAUCGGCCAAACAUGGGGCCUAAAUCCAAAACUUAUGCGUUGGAUAUAUGGAGCAGUUGUCAGACCUAUCAUCACAUAUGCAUCAAGUGUAUGGUGGCGUGUGAUAGAGUUGAAAGGAGCUCGGACCAGUCUUACUAGACUGCAAAGAUUGGCUUGCCUGUUAAUAACAGGAGCAAUGACAACGACUCCAACCCUUGCUAUGGAAAGGAUGCUCUCUAUGCCUCCUUUGCACAUACAUCUAGAGGUGCAAGCUAAAGCUUCUCUUAUCAGAUUGCUGGCAACCAGCAAUAUUAGGGUAAGGAAUUUGGACAAUGUCCUAAUCAAUGAGAUUAGCAGCAAUCCAAUCCUUUCAAUGGUGUCAGACAAGAUGACACCAUCCUAUAGAAUUGACAAACCAUUCAAUAUUCUUAUUGCAGAGGGUUCUGAAUGGCAAUCAAUUCAUAAUAGCAUUGAGCACAGUGCUCUUGUUUGGUACACAGAUGGGUCAAAAAUGGAUGACUCGUCGGGUGCAGGCGUGUUUGGACUCCGGCCUAAAUUCAAGCUGCACAUACCAAUGGGUAAAUAUGCCACAGUCUUUCAAGCUGAAAUAACAGCUAUCUGGGCAUGUAUACGGGAAAAUUUACGGAGACAAUAUCAGGGUCAACGUAUCUAUAUUUUAUCUGACAGUCAGGUCUCAUUGUUAGCUCUAAAGUCUGAUAAAAUAACAUCAAAACUCGUCUUGGGCUGCCUGGAGUCUCUCGUGACCCUGGGCUCUAGUAAUAGAGUCACACUUGUGUGGGUAUCGGGGCACAUGGGGAUUCCUGGUAAUGAAGCCGCCGACGAGCUUGCAAGGAAAGGGUCAAACUCUCCUUUUAUUGGACCAGAACCUUUCUGUGGCAUUUCAGACGCCACAAUUAAGAAAGAAAUCCAUACAUGGACUCAAGCCAGGGAAGCCGAACACUGGAAUAACAGUACAGGGCUCAGACAGGCCAAGUUAUUCCUAAUAGAAUGCUCCGAGUCGCAAACUCGGGAGGUCUAUAAGAUGAGUAGGAAAAAACUCAGAGAAUAUACAGGGCUAAUGACAGGACACUGCCAUCUACGAAAGCAUCUGUACAAUAUCAAAGUUUCACAGGAGUACCUCUGUAGAUUCUGUGGAAUGGAAGAUGAAACGCCUGUACACAUCUUAUGCUAUUGCGAAGCAGUAAUGUGCAGAAGGCGUGUACUUCUAGACUCAUAUGUGCUUGAACCACAUGAGAUCUGGAAAAUUAAGCCGGAAAAGAUUCUAGACUUCCUUAAAAGUCUUAAACUGUCUGGCUUAUAA